AGGUAUAUGAUCUUAUGAAUUCAGUAAAUGGCAAACAAAGAAAGGAGGAGAUCAUUAAUGUAUUGAAUGAAAGUGGCUUUGGGGGAAUGGUUCAUAUCUGCAACUGGAACAGAGUCCACACUUUCUUUGUGGAUUGGAUAGUUAAAAACUUUGACAAAGAGAACAUGUGGAUAGCAUUAAGCAAGACCGAGGUACUUCCAUUGAAAGAGGAAGAUGUACAUCGGGUCUAUGAGCUUCCAAUGGCGGGGAAGCAGAUUAACAUUGAUCUCUGCUCUGUUGAAGCAAUUAAGAGAUUGAGGAUAAAAUUAGGGCUGAAUGGAAAUUAUUCUGCUUCUGUGAGGGUGACUGAUUUGGAGUGAAUAUUGAAGACUCAAGAGAAUCCAAAAGCUUGGGUGAAGGGUGCAAUAUGUUUUAUAAAUCACAAAAUUUUGUGCCCAACUAAUAGUAGCUUCGUAUCUCUCCAAUAUACGCACAUAUUAGAAGAUCCAGCUAGGGUAUCUUCUUAUAACUGAUGCUCGCAUGUUCUUGAGUAUAUGAAAGAAGGCUUGCAAACUCCGAAAGUUGCAAAUCCAUUAGCGGACUUCCACUUCCUAAUGAUUAAUUACUUGGAGAAAAUGGGGAAGAGAAGCCCAUUCCUGACAGGAAAAUACAAGCGGCCUUCACUUCGUGAUUGGGAUGUCAAGGCGGCAAACCAAGACCUUCAGAAGGUCCAUGACCUUAUGGGACUCGAGCAUGGACUGACAGCUGGGGUAACUAGACUGUACAACACCGACGAAGGUCCGCAUGUAAUGUGUUUUGAUGCAGAUACCUGUCCACUCUCUAAGGCAGAAAUGCAUCUUAAUCAUUGUAGGUCUUGUAUACGGAUCUACACUACAGCUGCGGAAACCUUGGAAAGAAGAAUAGCUGAGGGAAAUGUUGGAACUUUUGUGAAAAAUGAUGCAGUUACAACAGAAACAAACACAACCAAGGAAAAUCCGAUUGAAGUGCAACCUGAACCCGAGGAGAAUAGAAGUUUGAGAACCCGGAAAAGAAAAUCAUCCAUACCACAAACAAGCACUCGAGGGGGAGAAAGAUGUAGCAGAUGAGAUGGAUGAUAAAAUCAUUGAUGAUAAUGAGGAAAAUGAAGAAGAUGAAAUUGAUGCCAAAAGACUUGAUGAAUCAGUGACGAAAGCAUGCAAUAUAGAUCUUUCUUUUACAC
Molecule: messenger RNA, 1198 nt
Organism: Medicago truncatula (barrel medic)
Lineage: Eukaryota; Viridiplantae; Streptophyta; Magnoliopsida; Fabales; Fabaceae
Exons: 4
Coding region: 534-1085 (183 amino acids)
Source: RefSeq, a predicted model, not a curated record